Molecule: messenger RNA, 2955 nt
Organism: Exophiala xenobiotica
Lineage: Eukaryota; Fungi; Ascomycota; Eurotiomycetes; Chaetothyriales; Herpotrichiellaceae
Exons: 1
Coding region: 167-2860 (897 amino acids)
Biological process (GO): dolichyl monophosphate biosynthetic process
Cellular component (GO): endoplasmic reticulum membrane
Molecular function (GO): dolichol kinase activity
Source: RefSeq, a predicted model, not a curated record
AUAGCAUGUGAAGUUUCCCUGUCAUCCCAACAAGACUAAAGACAUGGCCACAUCGUCAGAGAUCUCCUCCGCUGUACCUCUUCCUCAGUCUCGCCCGCCAUGAGCCGAUCUACAUGAAUGACCGGCGCACGAUAUUCGCUUCCCUUUGACUGCGGCCUGUCCUCCGAUGACUUCACUGAAGCCAACGAGCAAUGACAGCGCCCGAUCCAGUUCGCAGGACAUCUACAAUCAGUCGAGUCCAACACUUGAGCGUACCCGCACACCUUACCACCUACGAGGCGACAGCCUAACGAAACCGAUCGGCCUAUCUACCUUCUCAAGUCCAGAUGCUCCGAAUGGCUACCCUACGACGGCCCUCAGUCGCUCAGAGUCGAGCGAAAGCGGGACAGAGGCAGAUGACGAAAAAGGGCCCCUUUUGAAAGGACUACCUGCACCACCGCUACGUGCAAGAAAAGGGCUCCGGGGAAGGUCGCCGGGGGGACUGACUCCUGCAGCGAGUCCUUUACCGACGCCCCCAGCUUUCGUCGAGGCACGGGAAUAUGCCUAUUUUGGUGAGAGUCGUAAGAUUGAGAACAAAGUACCUCAACCUGGGAAGCAGAUCAAGGACUUCGAAGUAUACAAGAAGCGAAAGCGAAGAGAGAUCGUCCGGAGGUGCACAGAGACGCUGCUGCUCUGCGGAAUUGGUGCCACUGUCUGGACGAGCACGCGAGGCGCAUCUGAGCUGUCGGGCUGGCUGAACGAGCUUACGACUUUCCUCUUGCUACCGCCGCUGCUCUAUCUCGCCUUCCCGGUCCGCCUGGCUCUCCGCGCUCGUGCAAGCGGCAAGUCUUGCGUGCAAGCUCUCCGCCUGGGGUUCCACGUCCCUUCUCGGUUUGACCCUGGACCUCUGUUAUACCCUGUUACGCUACCAGUCCUGAUCGCGCUUUCACUUUUCCAGCGGUGCAGUACAUUUCUUCCGGUGGCCGUCGUGUGCGCACUUUCAUCGAUUCCGCCCCUGAUUACAGGGACGCCAGGGAUCCCGGCUCUAGGAGAUCACAUCCAUUGGCUUAUUACCGUACUACCAUUGGAUUCAUCGAGCCUGCGAUGGUCAUAUAACUCCCACCAAACCCCACUGCCUCUGAGACUUGGAUCGAACAGUCUGUUAGCAAGGGAGGACUUAGCUCUGCUGUACCCUCUUCAUCAGUCACUAAUGACGGUCCUUGGCUAUCUCACGACCUCGAGUCUCGACAUCUCAGAAUUACGACUCCUCUCAACCGCACUGAUUCAUCUGCUUAUUUUCGCACGCAGUCCACAGGCAGAAAUCCUCAAGGCCAUGCUCUGGCUUGGGGGCUUAUGUGUGUUCAUCACUUGCAAAAAGCUCCUGGGUUGGGAAGUCGCACUUGCGAGGGUACCAACCUGGAAACUUCUGCGGAGACGUCCUAAGCCAGGCCUCAUCUUCCAGAUCGAUCAGGCAAUAUGCCUGCUUUUGACCAGAGGACAAUUGCAGCGGAGGCGGCGAAACUCUUCUGAAAGCGAAUACGAACCACCCAUGCUUCAGCCGAUGUCCAGGCGCAGACCUCCGCUCAAACUGGAAAUCAAUGGAAGAGCCUCGACGAUGACUCUUGGGAAGGCGAUGUCCGCAGUCGAAGAGCCGAUCUCGAAGGUAUCGUCGUUGCAUACCCCGAUUUUUUCGAAAGCUUCUCGACGAAACACGAUCGCCGUGGUCGACAAUGCAGCUUCCAAGGAAGAUUCUCAAGGAAAGAAGAGGACCAAGCCGACAGCCACGACGAGUCCGCCCAACGCUUUCUUGUCAUUUACCUUGGAGCAAGCUCGAGUGCGAAAGUACGGAUACGCAGCGGCUGUAUAUAUCUUCGUCAUCAUCACAAUACUAGGCCCUGUCCGGCUGUAUGUUGGCGCCCGAGCAUUAUCGGGUCAUGAGCCAUUUGGCUGGGCUCUAGGCUACCUUUUCGGCAACAUCCCAGCAUUCAGGUUUUGGGUGGUUAGCAACAACCUCGAGCGAUGGAUCUGUCUUCCAGCACGAACGUCGUCUGGCUCAACAUUUCAUCCACCCUUCUCUGCCGAAGCUCUCCGUCAAGAGCUCGUUGGACCUGCAAAUACUCGACUCCUGAUCUGCAUCUACUGCGUGGUAGUGUUGCUCCUCGGCAUCGCGGCGGUGCUCCAGUUGACUUCUAUGGUUGAGGUCGAUACAAGGCGUAAAGUCUUCCAUGGUAUCAUGGUUGCCAUGCUUCUGCCUACCAUCUUCGUGGAUCCUUGUUUUAUUGCUCUGGCACUCGGCCUGAUGCUGGCUAUAUUCCUCUUGCUCGAUCUGUUCCGGGCCUCGCAACUACCUCCGCUUUCCAGACCACUUACAACUUUCCUGGCUCCGUACGUGGAUGGUCGAGACUAUCGUGGCCCAAUUAUCGUGUCGCAUAUUUUCUUGCUCAUCGGAUGUGCCAUUCCCUUAUGGCUAUCACUGGCUGCGGCACCGCGUGGAGGUGAGGAUCCGUGGAUUGGGUGGGAAACACCUCUUCGCGAUCUCAGCAUGGUGAGUGGUGUUAUUUGUGUUGGCAUGGGCGAUGCUGCGGCAAGUUUAAUCGGCAGGCGUUACGGGGAGACAAAAUGGUACUGGGCAGGCGGAAAGAGUUUGGAAGGCAGCCUUGCUUUUGCCUUCGCGGUUGUUUGUGGUCUAUCGAUGGGCUGGGUCUGGCUUAGACUGGGCGGCUGGGCUACCUGGCAUGAUCAAUCAGUGGUAGCGCUACUAGGGAAAUGUGCUGUUGCAGGACUAGGAGCGAGUCUUCUGGAGAGCACCUUGACUGCGGCGAACGAUAAUGUGGUGGUACCCGUGGGGUUGUGGUUGUUGGUCCGAGGGCUGAAUAUAUAGACAUCCCCUAGGCUGAGCCAUACAACAUACAAUGUGCAACGUACUCAGCCUCGUGAGUGUACAGCCUGCAAUUUGAUCAGGCGACUGCUCCCAGC